AAAGGAAAUCGUCUUCUUCGUUUGCUUUUGCCCGCCGUCGAUCCAAGCAUCAGGCAAGAGAGAUGGCCCAAGCGCUCCGCCUCCUCUCUCCGCCCACCACCAACCCAUCCAUCCCCAAGUUCUCGGUUCCCGCACCUCCGUGGCGCCCCCUCCCAUCCUUCCCCCGCCGCCGCCCCCGCGCCCUUCGCGCUUCCGCAUCCCUUCCCCCGCCCGAUCUCGGCCUGAUCUCCUCUGACGGUGGCGCUGGCGCUGGCGCGGCCAUCGAUGUGGACGCUGUGACCGAGGCUGAGAUGAAGGAGAACGGGUUCCGGAGCACGAGGCGGACGAAGCUGGUGUGCACGAUCGGCCCCGCCACCUGCUCCGCGGAGCAGCUGGAGGCGCUCGCUGUCGGCGGGAUGAACGUGGCGAGAGUCAACAUGUGCCACGGGAGCCGCGAGUGGCACCGUCAGGUCAUCCGACAGGUCCGCCGGCUCAACGAGGAGAAGGGGUUUGCGGUCGCCGUGAUGAUGGACACUGAGGGCAGUGAGAUCCACAUGGGUGAUCUCGGCGGCGCCGCUUCCGCCAAGGCCGAGGAUGGUGAAAUUUGGACAUUUAGUGUGAGAGCUUUCAACUCGCCUCUGCCAGAACGGACCAUCAAUGUGAAUUAUGAUGGCUUUGCUGAAGAUGUUAAAGUUGGUGAUGAACUUCUGGUGGAUGGAGGAAUGGUUAGAUUUGAGGUGAUUGAGAAGAUUGGGCCUGAUGUAAAGUGUCGUUGCAAUGAUCCUGGGCUGCUGUUGCCACGUGCAAAUCUUAGUUUCUGGCGGAAUGGUAGGCUAGUACAGGAGCGUAAUGCCAUGCUUCCUACAAUUUCUUCUAAGGAUUGGCUUGACAUUGACUUUGGGAUUUCUGAGGGUGUAGACUUUAUUGCAGUAUCCUUUGUCAAGUCUGCAGAAGUCAUUAAUCAUCUCAAAAGCUAUAUAGCUGCACGAUGCCGUGACAACGAAAUUGCAAUAAUUGCAAAGAUUGAGAGUAUUGAUUCCUUGAAGAAUCUGGAAGAUAUCGUUCUUGCAUCGGAUGGAGCGAUGGUAGCCAGAGGAGACAUGGGUGCUCAAAUUCCACUGGAAGAAGUCCCUUCUGCUCAGCAAAAAAUUGUUAAGCUGUGCAGGCAGCUAAACAAGCCUGUCAUUGUAGCUUCGCAGCUUCUGGAGUCUAUGAUCGAAUAUCCUACACCAACUAGAGCUGAAGUUGCUGAUGUUUCAGAGGCAGUUAAACAGAGGGCUGAUGCUCUGAUGCUCUCAGGUGAAUCAGCUAUGGGCCAAUAUCCAGAGAAGGCAUUGACUGUGCUCAGAAGUGUAAGCCUACGCAUUGAAAGGUGGUGGAGAGAGGAGAAGCACCACGAGGCGAUGGAGCUUCCAGAUAUUGCAUCUUCUUUCUCUGACAAAAUUUCAGAGGAAAUCUGUAAUUCGGCUGUCAAAAUGGCCAACAACUUGGGAGUGGAUGCACUCUUCGUCUUCACAAGAACAGGUCACAUGGCCUCUCUGCUUUCGCGCUGCCGCCCCGAUUGUCCAGUCUUUGCAUUUACGUCCUCGACAUCUGUGAGAAGGCGAUUGAAUCUUCUGUGGGGUUUGAUACCCUUUCGGCUUAGUUUCUCAGGCGACAUGGAGAGCAAUCUUAACCGCACCUUUUCUUUGCUCAAGGCCAGAGGAAUGAUCCAGUCUGGUGACUUGGUCAUUGCAUUGUCGGAUACGCUGCAGUCUAUUCAGGUGAUGAAUGUACCCUAGGAAGAUUUUUGCCUUAGCUUGUCCCACGUGAUGUAUGAUAAGCUGCAUAUGGCGAGCCUGUUAAGAUAGUCGUUGGCUUUGCGGGCUAAUAAUUUGUUUCCGUACUCUGUUGUCUCUUCUAGAUUAUUCAUCAUGGCUGAUGUUUUAUGCUUGAAAUUGUGAUACUUGACCUUCAGCUUGCAUAUUUCGAUCAUGUAAUUGCUGUUAUUAAGUAUUUGCCAGUAAUAUUAGUGCUCAAGUUUAGUUGAGCAGGAGCUCCUACUCUUAAA
Molecule: messenger RNA, 2029 nt
Organism: Musa acuminata subsp. malaccensis (wild Malaysian banana)
Lineage: Eukaryota; Viridiplantae; Streptophyta; Magnoliopsida; Zingiberales; Musaceae
Product: pyruvate kinase isozyme A, chloroplastic
Biological process (GO): glycolytic process
Cellular component (GO): cytoplasm; chloroplast stroma
Molecular function (GO): potassium ion binding; magnesium ion binding; pyruvate kinase activity
Source: RefSeq, a predicted model, not a curated record